Molecule: messenger RNA, 441 nt
Organism: Candida tropicalis MYA-3404
Lineage: Eukaryota; Fungi; Ascomycota; Pichiomycetes; Serinales; Debaryomycetaceae
Gene: DQD1
Product: Dqd1p
Exons: 1
Coding region: 1-441 (146 amino acids)
Biological process (GO): quinate catabolic process
Molecular function (GO): 3-dehydroquinate dehydratase activity
Source: RefSeq, a predicted model, not a curated record
AUGGUUAAAAAAGUACUUCUUAUCAACGGUCCAAAUCUUAAUUUGUUAGGAACUAGAGAACCAGAAAAAUAUGGUACCACUUCCCUUUCAGAUAUUGAAAAAGCUGCAAUUGAACAAGCACAAUUGAAAAAAAAUGAUUCUGAAGUUUUAACUUAUCAGAAUAACACAGAAGGUUUUAUUAUUGAUAGAAUACAUGAAGCUAGACGUCAAGGUGUUGGUUUCAUUGUUAUUAAUGCUGGUGCUUAUACACAUACAUCCGUUGGGAUUAGAGAUGCAUUAUUAGGUACUGCUAUUCCAUUCAUAGAAGUUCACAUCACAAACGUACAUCAAAGGGAACCUUUUAGACAUCAAAGUUACUUGAGUGACAAAGCUGUUGCAGUGAUUUGCGGUUUGGGUGUCUAUGGUUAUACUGCUGCCAUUGAAUAUGCAUUGAAUUAUUGA